This is a messenger RNA of Microthlaspi erraticum, 936 nucleotides long. Lineage: Eukaryota; Viridiplantae; Streptophyta; Magnoliopsida; Brassicales; Brassicaceae. The record is from the annotation of a GenBank genome assembly.
AUGAUGGCUGGCACUUGUGGAGAACAUAGCAACUCAAAUGGAAGCUAUGGAGAAGAGUAUGAUCGCACCAACCGGAGCUCGACCCACCACUCGAUCGAGUCAGACGAAAAGUUGAGAAAAGAUGUUAAGGCAUUGAAUGAGAAGUUGGAUAAGCUGAUCCUAGCUCAGUCCACAAUGAAGAAAGUCAACUUUGUGUCUGCUGAGGAGAUGGAACCAGUCCAAGAAGGGGAGGAUACACAAUUUGCUGAGGUGUGCUACAUGAGCAAUGGGCAAGGAGGUUACAACAAAGGAUACUAUAAUUACAAGUCCAACCCUGCCAUGUCAUACCGCAACACUGAUGUUGCUAACCCUCAGGACCAAGUAUAUCCUCAACAACAAGCAGCUCGAUCGAGUCAGGUGCCACAACAUGGCAUGCUAAAGCAACUACUUCAAGGGCAAGCUGAUGGGGUAGUGGACACAAGCAAGAAGCUAGCUGAAAUAAACUCUAAGAUCGAGAACCUCAACACAAGGGUUUACUCUCUGGAGAAUCAUGCUUCUUCUGUUGCUGCUGCUACAAAGCAAGGACAACUACCUGGUAAAGCUAUUCAGAACCCCAAGGAACAGUGCAAGGUCAUCUUCACUCAAGAAGGACUUGUUGAAGAAGAGGAUCAAGAAAGGGUCAUUGAAGAUUUUUGUUUACUGCUGAAUGAUGAAGAGAUUGUUGCUGCUGAGGCUCCUGGAGUCCAGAUUGAUCAACCAGAAGUGCAGGCACCUACUGUGGCCAUUCACACUUCACCAGUUGAGCUCGCACGACAAGCUCGAUCGGCAGCUCGAUCGAGUCCAACUCUAGCUCGAUCGAGUCCGACCUCUUCAGUCCGCAAACCAGUUUUGCUUGAUCCUUACCAGCCAGUUGCGCUUCCUCGUCUCGCCUACUUAGUCAAGGUCACAAGGAAGUGA